AUGUCAUCGAUGAACGUUUUUAGGAUAACAGGUGACAUCCUCCAUGCCACAUCGCGGGGGCUUCUCAUCAGGAAGCUCCACAAGUCCCAGUCAUGUGCAGGCAUAUCUCUUAAGACACAGCUCAUCUAUGCAUUUGUCUUCUCUACACGAUACCUCGACAUAUUCUGGAAUUUUGCCUCAAUAUACAACUGGAUCUUUAAGGUAUAUUACCUCAUCACUACCUUCUACACCAUUUAUCUUAUAGCUUUCCGAUUGAGAGAUACCUAUCACGCUCCACUGGACAAAACGCCUGUACUCUACGUCAUAAUUCCGUCAUAUGUGGCAGGCGUUCUAUUUGCACGACCGUGGACAAUCUUCGAGAUCUUCUGGACAGGGUCCCUUGUUCUGGAAGCCUUUGCAAUGGUCCCGCAAUUCUUUAUGCUAUACCUGAGCCGCAACGUGGAAAGCUUUACAGCAGACUAUGUUGCAACGUUAGGUGGAUACAGGUUCUUCUAUCUGCUCAACUGGAUUUACAGAACAGUGAAGGGCGUUAGAAUGGGCUGGAUCAAUUGGGCGACAGGCAUUAUUCAAAUAGUGCUCUAUGCAGAGUUCUUCUACUACUGGCUUAAGAGCAAGCUUACACAUAAAUCACUUACUUUGCCAUCCUAA
Molecule: messenger RNA, 648 nt
Organism: Giardia duodenalis
Lineage: Eukaryota; Fornicata; Diplomonadida; Hexamitidae
Product: ER lumen protein retaining receptor
Exons: 1
Coding region: 1-648 (215 amino acids)
Biological process (GO): endoplasmic reticulum to Golgi vesicle-mediated transport; protein retention in ER lumen
Cellular component (GO): cis-Golgi network; endoplasmic reticulum; membrane
Molecular function (GO): ER lumen protein retrieval receptor activity
Source: RefSeq, a predicted model, not a curated record